CGGAUGGUUGCUGCCCCGGGACCAUGACGGGGAAGAAGUCUUCCCGGGAGAAGCGGCGCAAGCGGAGCGGGCCUGAGGCGACCGCGGCGCUGUCCGCCCCGGACCUCGUGCCCGCGCUGGCCGGCAGCGGCAGCGGCAGCACCAGCGGCUGCGGGAGCGCCAGCGGCUGCGGGAGCCUCGGCUGCUGCGGGAACGCGGGAGGCGCUGCCGGGGCGGCGGGCGGCGGGAACGGCGCGGAGCGCAGCGAGCGCCGGAAGCGGAGGAGCACCGACUCGUCCUCCAGCGUCUCGGGCUCGCUGCCGCAGGAACCCAAAUAUCUUUUACCAUCCUUUGAAAAAGACUUACUCUUGGCAGAGCACAGUGAUCUUGAAGAAGGUGGACUGGAUCUGACGGUCUCAUUAAAGCCAGUGAGUUUCUAUAUAUCUGACAAGAAGGAGAUGCUUCAGCAGUGCUUCUGCAUCAUAGGCGAGAAGAAGCUACAGAAGAUGCUUCCUGAUGUGCUGAAGAACUGUUCAGUAGAAGAAAUAAAAAAACUAUGCCAGGAACAGUUAGAACUCCUGUCUGAAAAAAAAAUCUUGAAGAUUCUUGAGGGUAACAAUGGUGUGGACUCAGAUAUGGAAGAGGAAGCAGAUGAUGGCUCCAAGAUGGGACCUGAUGUAGUAAGUCAACAAGACACCUGUACAGAUUCUACUUCAUCCCUGAGAGAGACCAAACAACCAGAAGGUUUGGAAUCAAAGCAAGGCAAAGGGGAAGAUAGUGACGUGCUCAGUAUAAAUGCAGAUGCUUAUGACAGCGACAUAGAAGGCCCGUGCAACGAGGAAGCUGCUGCUCCUGAGGCCCCUGAAAGUACAGUCCAAAGCGAAGCUGGUCAGAUAGAUGACCUGGAGAAAGAUAUUGAAAAGAGCGUGAAUGAAAUUCUGGGACUGGCAGAGUCUAGCCCAAAGGAACUCAAAGCAGCCACCCUGACUGUUCCUCCACCGGAAGAUGUCCAGCCUUCGGCACAGCAGCUGGAGCUGCUAGAACUUGAGAUGAGGGCCAGAGCCAUUAAGGCGCUCAUGAAAGCUGGAGAUAUAAAAAAGAUAGCUUAGUUCUUUAACUUGAAUUUUAUGUGUGAGUGAGCAAAGCCAUGUCCUAUCAUUUUGUAUAUGAACUUUAUUUGGAGUCUUAUGUGUUAUUUCUCAUGAAACACUUAUUAUGAAUUUAUCUUAGGCCUAAAUUACUUUUUUUUAAAAAAAAACUUUUAUAGAUUAUAGAUGAGUAUUUAAAUUCAUGGCAAAUAGAGUUGGGUAGCCUGGAUUCUUGUCUUAGAUAAGUAUUUAGCUAUGUCUACAAAUUAAUAUCUUUAAGAAGACAGUGGAAAGGAGUCACAAUAUUUUCUUCCUUUGUUUUUAAAUGUUUGGUAACAGACCCAAAAGCUUUAAGAAAGAUUGGCCCAGCAUGUUUCUCUUAAGGCUAUCUAUAUUUUGCAACAGAAUAUUAAAUUAUUGCUCCUAGAUUUGCUAACAGUUCAAGAAAUUCAGUUUAUGUAUAUACGUACUUUUAAAAUACGUGCUGUUUGAGGGUGCCUUCUGUGGAUGUGAGCUUCUUACUGAAAACUGAGUAGCAGUUUUUGUUGUAAGGCUUAGAGCUCUGAAAUGGCUAAGAAAGCAGUUUUUUCUUAUUUGAAAAUGAACUUGAUUUAAGGCAAUUUUUACAAUGUAGAACUAAUUGCCCGUGUUUAAUUCCAGCAAUAGGCCAUUCUCACAGAUAUUUGGUCUUCUUUGGGCACUUGGUUCACAUUUUUUUUUUCAAUCAAAAUAAUUUUCAUUUACAUUCCAAGCUACCAUGAAAAGGAUAAUAUAUUAUCAUACAGGGUUUCAUCUGAUGAUGUUGCUUGAAGAUCUGAUAUGCUAUAAUUUCAUAAAUCACAAUAAUAAAGGUUAUUCUGGAUAUGAAGACUUUUGAUACCUUUCCAAAAGCAAAAUUGACUUUAAGAAACUUUGAUAAGUUGAUGUUUGAAUUAAGCUAAUUUUGUAUACUUUUUGUAAACAAAUUACAACCUAGCCACAAUUAUAGAUGCUUUUGCUCCCAUUACCAAUUGCACUUGUUUGAUACCAAAAUAAAUUUAGGUAGGAUCCCUUAAUUUAAAAUAAAUCAUUUUUUUUCUAAAA
Molecule: messenger RNA, 2150 nt
Organism: Jaculus jaculus (lesser Egyptian jerboa)
Lineage: Eukaryota; Metazoa; Chordata; Mammalia; Rodentia; Dipodidae
Gene: Caap1
Product: caspase activity and apoptosis inhibitor 1
Exons: 6
Coding region: 24-1088 (354 amino acids)
Source: RefSeq, a predicted model, not a curated record